UGAGUCGAUUGUUUGGCUGCCGGCGGGUGACCACGAGCCGAUAAUGCCGAAAAACAGGGAGAAAUUCAACCCGGACCCGUCCAUCCACAUAUCAAAGAUGAACGUGAUCAUCCCGUUUUCACCAGAUGUGCCCUGUGACAGCAACGGCCAGCGGAUGUGGUGGGCUUUCCUCGCCUCCUCCAUGGUCACUUUCUUUGGGGGUCUCUUCAUAAUCCUGCUGUGGCGAACUCUCAAAUACCUGUGGACUGUGUGCUGCCACUGUAACGCCAAGAAGAAGGAGGUCCAUCGGAUCACCACAGGUGAUGGCGUCAAACGUGCCGACAAGGACGAUGCGGCUGCCAGUGAGGUGGGUUGGAUGACCUCAGUCAAAGACUGGGCCGGAGUCAUGAUAUCCGCUCAGACACUGACAGGAAGAGUCUUGGUGGUUCUCGUAUUUGCUCUCAGCAUUGGAGCUCUUGUAAUAUACUUCAUAGAUUCCUCUGAUCCUAUUGAGUCCUGUCAGAACUUCUACAAAGACUUCACGUUGCAGAUUGACAUGGCAUUCAACGUGUUUUUCCUGCUGUACUUCGGCCUCCGCUUCAUUGCUGCCAAUGACAAGCUGUGGUUCUGGCUGGAGGUGAACUCGGUGGUGGACUUCUUCACGGUUCCUCCGGUGUUUGUGUCGGUGUACCUGAACAGGAGCUGGCUCGGCUUGAGGUUUUUAAGGGCCUUAAGGUUGAUACAGUUCUCAGAAAUUUUACAGUUUUUGAAUAUACUAAAGACAAGUAACUCUAUAAAGCUGGUGAACCUGUGUUCAAUCUUCAUAAGCACAUGGCUAACUGCAGCAGGCUUCAUUCAUUUGGUGGAAAACUCGGGGGAUCCUUGGGAAAACUUCCAAAAUUCCCAGGCACUCUCCUACUGGGAAUGUGUCUACUUACUCAUGGUUACUAUGUCCACUGUUGGCUAUGGAGACGUUUAUGCAAAAACCACCCUGGGCCGCCUGUUUAUGGUCUUCUUCAUCCUUGGUGGUUUGGCCAUGUUUGCAAGCUACGUCCCUGAAAUCAUAGAGUUAAUAGGAAACCGCAAGAAAUAUGGUGGUUCCUAUAGUGCGGUUAAUGGGAGAAAGCACAUCGUGGUCUGUGGUCAUAUAACACUUGAGAGUGUGUCCAACUUUCUAAAAGACUUCCUACACAAGGACAGGGAUGAUGUCAAUGUAGAAAUUGUUUUUCUCCAUAAUAUUUCCCCUAAUCUUGAGCUGGAAGCCUUGUUCAAGCGCCACUUCACCCAGGUGGAAUUUUACCAAGGGUCUGUCCUAAACCCACACGACCUGGCCAGAGUGAAGAUUGAAUCAGCUGAUGCAUGUUUGAUCUUAGCCAACAAAUACUGUGCUGACCCUGACGCCGAGGAUGCAUCCAACAUUAUGAGGGUUAUAUCUAUCAAGAACUACCAUCCAAAGAUAAGAAUAAUCACUCAAAUGUUGCAGUACCACAAUAAGGCUCACCUUUUGAACAUCCCAAGCUGGAACUGGAAGGAGGGAGAUGAUGCCAUUUGCCUUGCGGAGCUGAAACUCGGCUUCAUCGCCCAGAGCUGCCUGGCUCAGGGCCUUUCCACCAUGCUGGCCAACCUUUUCUCCAUGAGGUCUUUCAUCAAGAUUGAGGAGGACACGUGGCAGAAGUAUUACCUAGAGGGAGUAGCUAAUGAGAUGUACACUGAAUACCUGUCGAGUGCCUUUGUGGGCUUGUCCUUCCCCGUAAUUUGCGAACUCUGCUAUGUGAAGCUAAAGCUACUACUGAUAGCUAUAGAGUACAAGUCUGAUCAAAGGGAAAGCAGCACCCUGAUAAACCCUGGGAACCAUGUGAAAAUGCAGGAGGGGACCUUGGGCUUCUUCAUUGCCAGCGAUGCCAAAGAAGUAAAGAGGGCGUUGUUUUACUGUAAAGCCUGCCACGAUGACAUAACUGAUCCCAAAAGGAUUAAGAAAUGUGGAUGCAAGAAAUCUAAAAAUAGCUAUAAUGGAUAUAUCAAAUCAAUUGAAGAGGACCAGCAGUCAGCGCUAUCGCCCAAAAAAAAGCAACGUAAUGGAGGCAUGAGGAACUCUCCGAACUCCUCACCCAAGAUAAUGAGACAUGACCCCCUCCUCAUCCCUGGGAACGAGCAAAUUGAGAACAUGGACGAGAAUGUAAAGAAAUACGACUCCACGGGGAUGUUUCACUGGUGCCCAUCCAAAGACAUCGAGAAGGUCAUCUUGACCCGGAGCGAGGCAGCCAUGACUGUUCUGAGCGGUCAUGUGGUUGUGUGCAUUUUUGGAGAUGUGAAAUCGGCAUUGAUUGGUCUCCGAAACUUUGUCAUGCCCCUGAGAGCAAGCAACUUUCACUACCAUGAGCUGAAGCACAUCGUGUUUGUCGGCUCCCUCGAGUAUCUGAAGCGAGAGUGGGAGACUCUUCACAACUUUCCAAAAGUUACUAUUCUGCCAGGCACACCGUUGAGUCGGGCAGAUCUGAGGGCUGUCAACAUCAACCUCUGCGACAUGUGUGUCAUUCUGUCAGCCAAUCAGAACAAUAUUGACGAUGCAUCACUGCAGGACAAAGAAUGCAUCUUGGCGUCACUCAACAUCAAAUCCAUGCAGUUUGAUGACAGCAUCGGGGUCUUGCAGGCUAAUUCCCAAGGCUUCACACCACCAGGGAUGGAUAGAUCUUCUCCUGAAAACAGCCCAGUCCAUGGAUUAGUAAGGCAGACUUCUGUCACAACUGGAGCAAAUAUUCCCAUCAUAACAGAACUAGUGAAUGACUCGAAUGUUCAGUUCCUGGAUCAAGAUGACGACGACGACCCAGACACAGAGUUAUACCUCACUCAGCCUUUUGCCUGUGGGACAGCCUUUGCAGUCAGUGUGCUGGAUUCGUUAAUGAGUGCUACAUACUUCAAUGAUAAUAUCCUCACCUUGAUCCGGACGCUGGUCACAGGCGGGGCGACCCCGGAGCUUGAGGGACUGCUGGCGGAGGAGAAUGCAUUACGAGGUGGUUACAGCACACCACAGACCCUGGCGAACAGGGACAGGUGUCGCGUGGCACAGCUGGCCUUGUACGACGGGCCCUUUGCCGACCUCGGGGAUGGUGGUUGUUAUGGUGACCUGUUUUGUAAAGCCCUGAAAACAUACAACAUGCUGUGCUUUGGCAUCUAUCGGUUACGAGACGCACAUCUAAACACACAAAGCCAAUGUACCAAACGGUAUGUCAUAACCAAUCCACCAUAUGCGUUUGAGCUCGUGCCCUCAGACCUGAUAUUCUGCCUGAUGCAGUUCGACCACAACGCCGGCCAGUCUCGAACCAGCCUUUCCCACUCUUCCCAUUCGUCCCAUUCCUCCAGCAAAAAGAGCUCCUCUGUCCACUCUAUCCCAACCACCAACCGCACCAACCGCACCAAAACCAGGGACUCACGAGACAAACAAAAAAAAAAGACACGGUUUACAGAUGAGCCAGAGAAUACCCACCUGAGGACCAUACAGAUCAAGCCUGUGAAUACUCUCGCCGUAAACCAAGUCAGUCAGUAUAAAUCCACAAGCAGCUUGAUUCCACCCAUCAGAGAAGCAGAAGACGAGUGCUAAGCUCCGGACCCACGCUGACACCUGG
Messenger RNA from Xiphias gladius (swordfish), 3602 nucleotides. RefSeq names its product calcium-activated potassium channel subunit alpha-1-like. Gene Ontology annotation, molecular function: large conductance calcium-activated potassium channel activity. The record is from RefSeq and is a predicted model, not a curated record. Gene Ontology annotation, biological process: transmembrane transport; potassium ion transport. Gene Ontology annotation, cellular component: postsynaptic membrane. Bases 44 to 3577 code for a protein of 1177 amino acids. NCBI's taxonomy places the organism in Eukaryota, Metazoa, Chordata, Actinopteri, Istiophoriformes, Xiphiidae. The transcript is spliced from 30 exons.